UGAACCAGCUUGAGCUGGAUUGAUUCAAUGUAGAAAGGGUGGGAGCUUUGAUUUACAUCAGCUCUGGAUUACCUCUCCUAUAAGCAGCAGCAAAACAGACUUCAGCAUUACUUCUGUAAACCUCCCUGUGUAGUUGCUGUACAGCAUAUGGCAGCUGAGGAGAUUACAGCAGUGAGCAGUUUAAAAUUUAACAGUACAGAUUAAUAAUUGCUAUACAGACCUUAUCUUUUUACAUAAAUAACUUCCAACCACUGUAUGGAAGUGGCUCAUGUUUGCUUCAGCUGUGAGACUGAUGUCUCAUAUUAAUUUCACCAGUGGGUGCUAAAUACUCAACUUGGGUCUUGGAUGCUUUAAUAGGAAGUAUUUUAAAUGAUAAAUACAAUGUUUGUGCCACAGAAGCAAAAGCAUAUCAUGGAGACACCAGACAUGGGCAAGUGGGAGCUUGCAGGUUAUGAAGCUGCUCUCCCUGUCACCGAGAAAUCUAACCCCAUUACAAGGGAAAUAGACAAAGCUGAUCCUGUCCAGAUCGUUCACCUGCUAAAAGAAUGUGAUGCUGAAAUAUUUCAGGAGGAGGAUGAUACACUUGUAAACUACAAGAAAUCUGAGCAGAACUUAAAGUGCAGUACAGAAACCAGGACUAGUGAACCUCAACUGGAAGUGGAGAUAGGACAGAGGGAGGGAGAAACUUCACACAGGAAAGUGAAGAGGCUCUACAGUGCAUCUGUACUUCAAACCAUGAUGGAUGUAACCAAGAAAGUUGAAGCAAUUUUAAAGGAUCCAGAACACAGCCUCAUUAUUCUCAGCGGAUGUGGAACCUCAGGAAGAUUAGCAUUCCUUCUUGCGACUUCAUUUAACAAGCUGCUCAAGGGACUACACAAAAAUCCAAGUUAUGCCUACAUCAUUGCAGGAGGAGAUAAGGCAAUUCUGACCUCCCAAGAGGCAUCUGAAGACAACCCCCAUCUAGGUGUUGAAGCAUUAAAGAGGGUCUGCGCAGGGAAAAAGAAAGUACUCUUUAUUGGAAUUUCAUGUGGGCUAUCGGCUCCCUUCAUUGCUGGUCAACUAGAUUUCUGCCUGAACAAUCUAGAUGUCUUCACACCAGUGUUAGUUGGCUUCAAUCCUGUGAACAUGGCAAGGAAUGAGAUCAUUGAAGGUUGGCACCUAACUUUCCGCCAAGUAGCAGAAAAAAUGGAGGAAGUUCAAGAGACCCGCAGAGCUUUCAUCCUGAACCCUGCAGUUGGACCUGAAGGCAUCAGCGGCUCCUCACGUAUGAAAGGUGGAAGUGCAACCAAAAUCAUCUUGGAGAGCCUGCUUCUGGCUGCCCAUAAGGCUACAUCCAAUAACAAAGAGGUCACAGCUAAGAAUCUGCUGGACUGGAUGAAAACCUAUGAAAAGGUUCACAAAAUCACUUACUCACAGGGUAAAAUGAUAGCUGCAAUGGUAAAGCAAGCAGGUACAAGCUUGGAAAGAAUGGGCCGGAUAUACUACAUCGGUUGGCAGACCCUAGGAGUGAUGGGAAUCAUUGACGCCAGUGAAUGUGUGCCAACAUUUGGAACAGAUUUUAAUGAUGUGCGUGGAUUCAUAAACAAAGGAUACAAAGAAAUGGCGAAUAGAGAAGGAGACUUAACAUCACGAGGGCCAGAAUUUGAAAUCUCCCAUGAAGAUUUUAUGAAGAACGUCUUGCCGGAUGUUACAGAGAAUGAUACAGUAGUCUUCAUAUUUACACUAGAUGAUGAUCUCCUGGAAAUUGAAAAGCUGGCAAACCAAGUAAAGAACAAAACACCAAAUCUUCAUGCCAUCUCCCAUGUAACCACAGGGCAGUAUGUUUCUGCUAACAUCAAGAAAACCUUUGCAUCUGUUAUGAGUAUGACAUGGCCCAUUGUAUUCUUCGAAUAUGAAGGAUUUUUUCUACAGAAGUUUCAGAGGGAACUGAGCACUAAAUGGAUACUGAAUGCCAUCAGCACCGGUGGUCACAUCUUGAAGGGAAAAAUUUACUUCAACCACAUGAUAGAUCUGAAAGUCAGCAACAGCAAACUGUUCAGGAGGGCAGUAGCUAUUCUCCAGAGAUUCACAAGUCGCUCCCCCAUCAUAUGCCAGGAGGCCCUGCUGAAGUCAAUAUAUGAGACUGAUGACCUGAGUGAUGAAAUAAGAAAUGUAGAGAUCUCUACUCACACCACACUAGCUGCCACAAAGUUCAAAGUGGUGCCCACAGCACUAGUACUCUUGACUCGGAAUUGCUCAGUAGCAGAAGCCAUGUCUAGGAUACAGGCCAAGCCAGUAGUACGAGAAACCAUUGAUCGCUACCUGACUGCGCCUGGAAGAAAACGAACAGCAGAUCAGAUUGAAAUGCAGAGAGAUGAGGAAAACGAAUGAGGAUAAUGAAAAAAGAGUGUAGCAUAAGCUUUGUGUCAGGCCAAGAAAAGCUAUCAACAGCAAGUAACACAAAAUAACAUUUUGAUGACAUUUAAAGUUUCUUACUUUCUGUGAUGGUGUCGUUCUACAUAUUUUUCUAAAUCACCCAAUCAUCUUUUAUAUAUAUAUAUAUAUAUUGUAUUUCCCUUGUCAAUUUACCACUGUGUUAACUGUCUGCCAAUGAUCCCAUAGUUUACCAUAAUUCAACUGACUCAUACAACUGUCCGUUGACAGCACAGCAACAGUAGUCUGUCAGUGUGACAAGUUACUGAUUCAGAUGAGGUCAAACUCUGAGCGGAAGUGGAUUUUUAAAAUUAGAAACCAGGACCUUAAAACUAUCUAAGAGGAUGCAUAAAGUGUACUUUGAGAUAACAGUCACCCUCACAAGAAUAUCAUCCUCAGCUUCAUUUGUAUCUCCUUGCACACUCAAUGAAUCAAUGUUGUGAAUGCCUAGUGGUUAGGAAAUACAUGUAAAAAGCAUCUGCGAGAAAUUAAAUAAUUGUCUUCCUCCAACAACACAAGUCCACCAGGUAAUGUAGUGUGAUGGGGUGUUGCUAGUUUUGCAUGUUCAAUUAAUCACGUUAUAAAGGCAGAUGGCUUGUCACUCCAUAGAGCUUUACAAUGUCAUGAGAGCUACUAAUAUAACAAUAUACUUAUCAAAUGGUCUGAACAAGAUUAUGUUAAUACAAACAAAACAGUCGUGAUAAUAACACACGUCUUUCCUUCCAGUUCAGCUUAACCAUAACAAAGAACAGAUCACUUCGCUAUGCCCCCUUUUGUUCUGUCAAUAAUAACCCCUUCAAUCCACGGAGGGCCACAUCGCUUCCCUUCCGGGUCCGCCUCCUUUCUAGAUGACCGUCUUCCUUCUAACCCUGGGAAUGAAUUGUCUGGACAUCCAGUCCAAGACACUCUGUUCCCUUUACACAACACCUUCACAGGUCAGGAGAGAGAUUUAUCACCAAGAAUCAUUCUGUCUCUGUCACACUUCCUGUGUUGUUAUUUGAAAAAAAGGUUCUCUUGCAAGGUAUUAUCAAAUUACCUUCAGGAUUGUUCAGUCUUACACAAUUGAUUUAAACAGCAAUGGAUCUAAACACCACCACUGAGUUGCAAUGUCUGUAAAAAGUCAGAUGGGAUUGUACUUGAGUGGUGUGUAUGGAUUUGGUUGUGGAUCCACCCCUGCCUCUCUUAGAGCCACCCUAAAUUUCUGUCUGUUCCUAUUGAUGAUUUAAAAGAUGUUCUUUUAGAUAAAUAGCUGUUAGCUGAGUCUGUUUGUUCAAAAUACAAAGAUGUUGCUUCA
Molecule: messenger RNA, 3706 nt
Organism: Acipenser ruthenus (sterlet)
Lineage: Eukaryota; Metazoa; Chordata; Actinopteri; Acipenseriformes; Acipenseridae
Gene: gckr
Product: glucokinase (hexokinase 4) regulator
Exons: 20
Coding region: 370-2370 (666 amino acids)
Biological process (GO): carbohydrate derivative metabolic process; negative regulation of glucokinase activity; response to fructose
Cellular component (GO): cytosol; nucleoplasm; mitochondrion
Molecular function (GO): enzyme inhibitor activity; carbohydrate binding; enzyme binding
Source: RefSeq, a predicted model, not a curated record